Trichoplax adhaerens is the source of this 1431-nucleotide messenger RNA. RefSeq lists its product as uncharacterized. Gene Ontology annotation, cellular component: clathrin vesicle coat; endosome; plasma membrane. Gene Ontology annotation, molecular function: phospholipid binding; clathrin binding. Gene Ontology annotation, biological process: endocytosis. The coding region runs from base 1 to 1431 and encodes 476 amino acids. NCBI's taxonomy places the organism in Eukaryota, Metazoa, Placozoa, Uniplacotomia, Trichoplacea, Trichoplacidae. The transcript is spliced from 4 exons. The record is from RefSeq and is a predicted model, not a curated record.
AUGCCGAUCACGCGUUCCUUUAAGAAUGUAGUUUAUAAUUAUACUGAUGUCCAAAGGAAGGUACGAGAAGCUACCUCGAAUGAUCCAUGGGGCCCAAGUUCCACCAUCAUGACCGAAAUUGCCGACGCAACUUACAACAUGUCUGCUUUUCAAGAAAUUAUGGAUAUUGUUUGGAAACGUUUAAAUGAUCAUGGUAAGAACUGGAGACACGUUUAUAAAGCACUGACUUUGUUGGAAUACAUCAUCAAGACUGGAUCGGACAGAGUAACGCAAAAUUGUCGCGAGAAUAUCUUUGCUAUCCAGACGCUGAAGGAUUUUCAAUUUAUUGAUAAAGACAACAAGGAUCAGGGACUAAAUGUUCGAGAAAAAGCCAAGCAUUUGGUUGCUCUAUUAAAGGACGACGAACGAUUGAAAGAAGAACGAGAAAAGGCUCUCAAAGCUAAAGAAAGAUUUAUCAGGGCUAUCCCAACCGUUGUUAGCGCUAAUACCACCAAUGCUGUACCGAGUAGUGUUGGCAUAACGACGGUUGAUUCUGUGAUAUCUGAUGCGCCAUCAACAGCUGCUGAAGAGGAAAUGCAAUUAAAUUUAGCCCUUGCAAUGAGUAGACAAGCUGCUCAAGAUCACGAGAAACGGCAACUACACGAAGAUCAACAGCUCAAGAAAGCCAUCAAUGAAAGUAUUCUUGUUAAUCAGCAAAAUCAAACGAUUUCAAAUAGAGGUACUCCUCCUUCUGUAAAUAUGCAAUCCAAUGCUUUGGUAGAUCCUUGGGGAUCAGCAGCUAGUUCAAUUCAAUCCACUGGCAACAUAACGCAACCGCAAACUUCUGCCCAAGUUACCACCAAUGAUCCUUGGUCAGCGCCUCCUGCAACUGCUCCUUCUUUAAAUAAUAAUCAACCAGUAGCAGCAGCCAAUGAUCCAUGGGCCACUCAAAAUGAAACGUCGGCUCCCUCUCAAAGUGACCCUUGGCAAUCGAAACCAUCUGCUCACAAGGAUGAAUUAGAUGAUUUUGCAUCAUUACGAUUAACUAAUCCAAACGCAUCAGAAGGUGCUGAUAAUACCAAUAACGCUUCCAUAUUGACACCGAUGAAUAUCAAUCAGGUUGCUCAUGGAGAUACAUCGAAUUCAUCAUCAAAAUUAAAAGACGCUAAGAGUUUCUUAGGCGAAAACUCGUCUUUAGUCAAUUUAGAAACAUUGGUCGUAAAUGCUCCUGUUGCUGAUGGAAUGUCGACCAACCCUUUUCAAAAUUCAAGCAAUCAACGACCCCAAAAUCCUUUCUGUCAGCCGCAACAGCGGCCAUCUAUGAAUCAGUUGCGUAAUACUGCAGCCACUGGAAUGUCACCUAUGGCUUCAGGUAUUGCUCCUGUUGGUAGUACACCUUAUGACCAGCCUAUGCAACCAUUCCCAGCACAAAACUUUACAAAUCCAUUUUAA